Messenger RNA from Cinara cedri, 1057 nucleotides. The record is from the annotation of a GenBank genome assembly. Lineage: Eukaryota; Metazoa; Arthropoda; Insecta; Hemiptera; Aphididae.
AUGGUGAAACUAAGAUCAUACCCAAAUGAAACGAUACUAUUACAAGUAUAUAUGCCUACAUCAAAUGACGACAUCGGAGAAGUUGAAAAAGUUUACGAAGAUAUAGAAGAACUUUUAAAACUAACAAAACAGAAGGAUAUUCUUAUCAAAAUGGGUGAUUUUAAUGCAGUCAUUGGUGGAGGAUUAAAUGGAAAAGAAGUUGGAAAUUAUGGAUUAGGGAAAAGGAAUGACAGAGGUGACCGACUACUGGAGUUUUGCAGACAACAUGAGUUGGUUAUCUUUAACACUUUAUUCAAUAAUCAUAAAAGAAGACGAUACACUUGGAAGAUGCCUGGAGAUCUUGGAAGAUACCAAAUAGAUUUUAUACUGGUUAGGAAUAGAUUCAAAAAUCAAGUCAAAUCAUGCAAAACAUACCCAGGUGCGGAUAUUAACAGCGACCAUAAUCUUGUAAUGAUGAAAUGUAACCUAAAAUUCAAGAAAAUAAAAAAACCAAAUAAGAAAUAGGUAUAUUAAUAAAAAUUAUAUGCUUUGCAGAUGAUAUAGUUUUGCUCGCCACAUCUGAAAACGAUCUAUAAACAGCAUUUAUUGAAAUGGAUAAUAUAUUUCUAGAAUUCAAAUUAAAUAUAAAUACGGAAAAAAUAAAAAUAAUGAUAUGUAGCAAACAAAAUGAAUCAAACAUUAACAUAUCAAUAAAGGAAAAAGAAUGGAACAAAUAAAUUAAUUUAAAUAUUUGGGAAGUAUAAUAGAUAAUGAAGGAAGGUCAAAAAAGGAAAUUAAAAGUAGAAUAGGGCAAGCAAAAAAGGCAUUUCUACUUAAGAGUAAAUUACUAACUUCAAAAAAUGUACAUCAAAGAACGAGAAAACGUUUAAUUAAAACAUACGUAUUGAGCACAGCAUUAUAUGGUUGUGAAACAUGGACGUUGAACAAAAAAGAGGAAACCGCUCUAGAAGCUUUUGAAAUGUGGUGUUGGCGUAAAAUGGAGAAAAUAAAAUGGACGGAAUUGAAGACAAACGAAGAAGUAUUAGAUUUGGUCAGAGAAAAGAACAUUGCUAAAUAA